This is a messenger RNA of Entrophospora candida, 413 nucleotides long. Lineage: Eukaryota; Fungi; Glomeromycota; Glomeromycetes; Entrophosporales; Entrophosporaceae. The record is from the annotation of a GenBank genome assembly.
AGAAGCUAGGUUAUAAUACAGCUUUAUUAAAAAAGAUUCCUAAUAAGAGUGAGAGAAUUAGUGCGCAUUUAAAGAAAUGUUCAAAUUUUAAAAUUAUGCAUCCUGAAAAAUACAAUGAAUUUUUUGGAUCCAUUAAUUUAAAUAGUAGAGACCUUGAACAAAUCUUUUCAUCAAAUUCAUCUAUUUCAACCAAAGGCUCACUUGACUCUUUUGUUGUUCAUCCUAUGUCAAAAAACAAUGUAUCAAUAUUUGAAAAACUAUUAAUAAGGGCCACUGUUUCUGCUGGCUGGUCUUUGCAAACUCUUGGUGGGUGUAUCCUAAACAAUGAAGUCAAAAGUCUUCAAUUACAAUUAGAAAAUAAAAUUAAAAAUGAUCCUGUUGGUGUUACUUUGUGUUUUGACAGUUGGACCAAU